Messenger RNA from Haliotis rufescens (red abalone), 553 nucleotides. RefSeq lists its product as uncharacterized. The coding region runs from base 94 to 498 and encodes 134 amino acids. The record is from RefSeq and is a predicted model, not a curated record. The transcript is spliced from 4 exons. Gene Ontology annotation, cellular component: extracellular region. Lineage: Eukaryota; Metazoa; Mollusca; Gastropoda; Lepetellida; Haliotidae. Gene Ontology annotation, molecular function: chitin binding.
UAAUUGCAUAAACCAUAUGUCACUUUCCAUGUUUUUUUCCAUGUGACUGUUGUAACGUUUGUGUCUGCAGAAAAGAUAUCACCACGACCAGACAUGUUGCUCUUGGUGGUUCUGUUGGGAAUUUUUGCAGCGGCAACGGCAUUGGACUGCACCGGUCAGCCAGAUGGGAUCUACGAGUACACCUGCUUCUCAUACACGCGCUGCAUACAAGGAGUGGCAGUAGAGAUCAGAUGCAACAGCACUGACAUCUUUGAUCCCAACCAGCAAAGAUGUGUGACUCCUACCGGAGGGUACUGGCCAUGCACAAAUGUGGUAAACUGCCAGAACCUGGCCGACAACAGAUACCCCGACUACAAUGAGGGCUGCCAAUCCUAUUACACUUGUCAUAACGGCUUAUUCUUGGGAAACAGCUUCUGUCCCGAUGGUCUUGUGUUCGACUUUGAAAAACAAUUGUGCAACUGGCCCUACAACGUCCCGCCUCCAUGUGGCACAGCCUGAACUGAGACAGAAAUUGUAAUCCUUUGACAGAAAUAAAACCAGCUCGAAAGCAUAA